This is a messenger RNA of Mercurialis annua (annual mercury), 991 nucleotides long. RefSeq names its product CASP-like protein 4C1. The record is from RefSeq and is a predicted model, not a curated record. The transcript is spliced from 2 exons. NCBI's taxonomy places the organism in Eukaryota, Viridiplantae, Streptophyta, Magnoliopsida, Malpighiales, Euphorbiaceae. The coding region runs from base 196 to 786 and encodes 196 amino acids.
GUGCAAAAACAAAAAGUAAAAAAAAAAAAUCUGAAAAUAACCCCACAAUUCUUGCUUUCCUGUCUAGCUAGACACUCAAAUCUUUUCCCUUCGCAUUCACAUUUUCCUUUCGGUUUUCUUCUCAUAAAUCUCAUGAACCUCGUGACCCUAAUCACCUCUAUAACAUGACUUUAAUCGCCAGCAAAAUUCAUCACUAUGCGCUCUCCUCAGCUCCUCCGUAACGGCCGCGCCGCCGGCGAAACACCGUCGCAUCCUCCUCCACCGUACUUCCACUCCACUGUCUCCGUACACAAAUUGAAACGUUUCAAUUUGUUAAUUCUCGUUUUUCGAAUUUCAACUUUUUGCUUCUGUCUCGCUUCUUCUAUUUUCAUGCUCACUAACUCUCGCCGCCCCGGUUCGCCCCGCUGGCACGAUUUCGACGCCUUCCGAUAUGUUUUCGCGGCGAACUCAAUCGUCGCCAUAUACUCUCUAUUCGAAAUGUCGGCUUCGGUUUGGGAAAUUUCACGAGGCGCUACUUUAUUCCCCGAAAUUCUACAGGUUUGGUUCGAUUUCGGUCAUGAUCAGGUGUUUGCGUAUUUGUUACUGUCGGCGGACGCGGCGGCGACGGCGUUUGUGAGGACGUUGAGAGGCGGAGACACGUGUACGGCGAGUAAUGCGUUUUGUGUGCAAUCGUAUGUUGCUGUAGCGUUGGGAUUUGCCGGGUUUCUGUUUUUAGGGUUGUCGUCUUUGCUUUCGGGUUUUCGGGUUGUUUGUUUUUUAAUUAACGGCUCUCGUUUUUAUUUUUGAAUUUUUAACUUAGUGUGAGAGAAGAGUAAAGUUUUUGGUUUUAACCUUUUUACUGUGGGAGCGAGAGUAACUGAGAUUGAUACGGUGUGACUGAGUGUCGUUUUGCUUUGGUGGAUUCUGUAUUUUAUUGUACAUAAUGCUUUUUAUUGUAUUGUUUGUGUAAAAUUAUUUUCUGACUAAUUAAAUUAGCUUCAAGUUUACUGUA